Molecule: messenger RNA, 999 nt
Organism: Sclerotinia borealis F-4128
Lineage: Eukaryota; Fungi; Ascomycota; Leotiomycetes; Helotiales; Sclerotiniaceae
Source: the annotation of a GenBank genome assembly
AUGACGUCUCACCUACUUCGAAACACUCGAUUAUACACGCGCCAACUGAAUGAGCAGGAGAUGGACAUACUCGCAGCUUGGCUUGAAACACUCGAUCCGGUCAACCCGGGCGAGGAAGCAGCUGAAGUCACUGUCGUGCUACACCACUCCCUAAGACAAAAUAAUAAAGUCAAUGCAGCAUCUGCAAGAAAUAAAACCCCGCCAGAGAGUUUCUCUGUUUAUUCUCAUCCUCGUCACUCGGAAGCCCGCAUAGGAUCACGAAGAACUGCAAUUGACAAUAACUCUGGGAUCCAUCCACACAGUACGAGAUCCGAAGGCAACAUUUCUCCCGACUGGAAGCAGAACUCUCGACAAAUGAAAAGCUUCAGGCCUCCUCCAAUAUUCAUACCCGGCAUGCCAAAUUUACCAGAAAUCCAAAAACAUGACAAGGUAAAUAGUAUUGACAAGCGAAUCUCGCCCGAGAUUAUUCGAAUGCCGGCUCCUGAUGUCAAUCCCGUCACGGCUAUCCGCUCUCGCUGUCCUCCGACAAUAUUAUCGAAUGAUAUUACAAAGACCGGCGGGAAGGGUAUCUCGAUCAGCUCUAACCCUCCACCACGGCAAUCCGAAAAGCUAGAAUCUAGAGUGGCAAAUUGGGUACGAAAUACUUCUUCGAAUUCGUCUUAUCUCGGCCAUGAAUCACAAAAGAGCUCCUCGAAAGGGACUUCCGUACUACCAGUCAGACCCCAUGAUUCUGUGAACGAUCCAGCAAUUCUCGCAUUAAUGACGGCAGUAGUAGAAGAAAAGAAGGUUGAAGAGGCCAGAACAUCUCCACGUCUGAUUGGAAGUUCGGAAUGCCUCACUUAUGCACGUUCAAAUCCGAGUACGAGCUAUCGGGAUCGAAAUUUACCCUCUAAUGGUCGACCCAGAGGGUAUCCCUAUCUCAAAAGCGAUCUGCAUAGGGCCACUGGUAGACUUGGAAUCUAUCAACCUGAUAUACUAUUUUCAUAUUCUCAAACUUGA